This is a messenger RNA of Vombatus ursinus (common wombat), 484 nucleotides long. It is a transcript of the gene INSL5, whose product is annotated as insulin like 5. Gene Ontology annotation, cellular component: extracellular region. Gene Ontology annotation, biological process: positive regulation of feeding behavior. The record is from RefSeq and is a predicted model, not a curated record. The transcript is spliced from 2 exons. The coding region runs from base 1 to 390 and encodes 129 amino acids. Lineage: Eukaryota; Metazoa; Chordata; Mammalia; Diprotodontia; Vombatidae. Gene Ontology annotation, molecular function: hormone activity.
AUGAAGGGUUCCAUCUGGGCUUUCUUCUUAUUGUCGGCCAUGGUGGCCAUCUCUGGAGUGAGAGGCAAGGAGGCGAUGAAGUUUUGUGGGCGAGAUUUCAUUAGGGCUAUCGUCUACACCUGUGGCAGCUCUCGUUGGAAAAGGGACCUUCAGGGGGCUCUUGAAGAUGGUGAGGAAGAGAAAAAGUACUUUGAGGUGCCAAGCCAAAAUGGAGCUUCUGAUGACGUCACGGACCUCCUCUCCGUCAAUUCCCCUGCCCAUGAAAUCCUCACGCAGAAGCAGCAACCAUUAGGCACCGGGCUACGGAAGCGGCAGGCUGAGGUGGCCGAUUUGAUCACUUUCUGCUGCCAGACUGGCUGUACCAUUUCAGAACUGGGCCGGCUGUGUUAGGACAAGACCCGGUUGGGUGGGCAGCCGGGGCUUGACCGUGACGGCCUCUUGCCUGCCUCUUCCAACACCCUGAUUCCUGUAAAAAUGGUGGCUU